ACUCGUUCACUACGUUCUAGCCGUAUUUUAAUUCUAAAUCAUCAAAAAUAUUAACAUUUGCCAUACGAAUUAUUGACACGCACGAACUGACAAACUUACGGUACGGGUAUAAUUCAACCAAACCCUGAAUUAAGUAAGUAAGCAAAAAGUUUCGAUAUUACUCUCAAAAGAAAGAAGAACUGUCGAAACUUCAAAAAUGUCAAAUUAAUGUUAAAUUUUCGGUAGUAAAAUAUAAAUCAUGCAAAAAAACAUUUAAAAUUCCAAGUACGAAUAAUGGUUUUGUGUGUUUUAAGAGUGUUAUGUCGAGGUAUCAGGCAAGUCAACAAUGCGAAGGCAGACUGGGUUAAAGGCUUUAACCAUUCCGGGUGUCCCCGGUACAGCACUUGUCCUGCUGGAAUGAAAGUUACUAUUUGCGGGGCGGCCGGUUGCACUGGCCAGCCGCUUGCCCUACUUCUAAAACAAUGCCCACUACUGGACGAGAUAGCGCUGUACGACCAAUGCGCCACCUGUGGCUGUGGCAUGGAGCUGAGCCACGUCGACACUAAGUGCAAAGUGUCCUCUUAUUCUGGACGUCAUAUGCUGUGCGAUGCGUUGAUGGACUCCAAGAUUGUGGUGAUUGUGGUACGGAACCAGUGCGACUCCUUCGAGAACAACGCCCCCGCCGUCUCUGACAUCGCUAUUCAAAUUUGCAACGCAUGUCCAACAGCAUUCACAAUAGUAGCAACAGAGCCGGUAGAGAGUAUGGUCCCGAUCGUGGCGGAGAUCCAGCGGCUGCGGGGGUGUUACGACCCGCGCAAGCUUCUCGGCUGUGUUGAGCUGAACUGCGUGCGCGCUAAUACGGUGAUGGCGGAUUUUCUGCGUGUGCCACCCGAGACGGUGCGCGUCCCCGUUAUUGGAGGAGCCACCCCACAGACGAUGGUGCCGAUUCUCUCGUCUGCCGUGCAUCCUUGCUUGCUCACUGAAGAACAGGUUGAAUGUUUAACCGCCUGCAUAAUGAGCGGAGGCGAAGCCGUCUGCGCUGCCAAAGGCUGCUGCAAGGAGUCCGCCUGCCUCGCCGGGGCCUACGCCGUCGCGCGCACCACCAUCAACGUGGCGCGCGGGCUGCAGGGGCAGGGAGGGGUGGUGCAGUGCGCUUACGUCGAUAGUCUGAAUACUUGUGCGCCGUGCUGUCAGUUUUUUGCUAGUGAAGUGCUGUUGGCAGCGUCAGGCGUGACGAAAAACUUUGGUGUUCCGGAGCUGUCCAAAUUCGAACACUGUCUCCUGCUACACUGCCUCCCCUAUAUUCGUAAUGAAAUAGCACGCGCCAUUUGGCUGGUGUAUUCGAUUUGUAAUUCCUGCUGCACGCCGGAGUGCUGCGUGCAUCCGUGCACGUGCUACCAGCCGCCGUACCGGCCCUGCGUACCACCUGUGAAUUGGACUUGUGACUGUCCGGACGCUUGCCGUGAUGAUUAUCUAGCGUCUAUUUGCCGCAAAAUGACCUGCAUCGACGGGCCCUACGACCUGUGCUGGCGGCCUCGUCCGCAAGACUACGACCAGGCGCGGGCGCUCAGCUUCAAGCAUCUCGCGUCACUGAAGAGCUGCGCUUGCAGUACUUGCAAGGUCCCUCGGAGCGUGCGCUAUGUACAGGAUUACUUAGAGAGGCACAGGGACCCGUGUUGUGGACGAAACGUGUAGACUUGUCUCAAUGAAGCUUCUGCUGUACAUAUAAGCAAAAAGUUAUUGAUUAUAAUAGAGAGAUAGUCUAAGAAAAAAACGUGACCCCUAGUUUGACAGUAAAAAGAGAUAGAUGGAGCUGCACGCUGAUCCAUAUAUUUUGUAGUCACUGAAUUGUCAAAAGUCAACUUUUGACAACCAAAGUUACCGCAUAAUGCAUAGAUGGUAGGAUCCUAUGGAUCGCUAUACGCGUGCGCCCGUGAGGGACAGAACAUACGCAAUGCGACAAAAUUAAAAACACUGUAACACACCGAAACAACUUAAGUAAUUUGGUCGGGUUAUUUGUUACCCAGCAUAAAAUAGGCUAGGGGAAACUGGGGAGGGUUGAUCACCCAUUUUGAUUUUAGACUAAAUUUUUUAAACUAUUAGCAGUAUUGAAAAGCUUUAUAGACCAUACGAUUCAGAAUUUAUCUAUUUAUGAAUACUUUGAAUUAGAACAGAAUUGUGCAACAAUUUAGACCAUUAUUUAAAGAAAUGCCAUAAUGUAGACUUUUACCAUGUGUCCCCUGUAUAAGGGAGACAUGUUUACCCCUGGUUGGGAGCCUUGAUCCUGGGGGAUCAAGUCUCCCAGGUUCUGGGGACACAUGGUAAACAGAUUUUUACCGUGUCUCCCCAUACCAGAUUCUCACAGAUUAUAUAACCCAAAUCGGAACUAGCAAUGCAUCUAGAAUUAGGUAAACACACAACGAACAUAUAUAUACUGUAUCUUCCAUACUUAGUAGUUAUAUUUCCGCCAAUAAGAUGUCUUGAUGCGAAAGGGAUCAAGUCUCCUAUGCUUGGGGACACAUGGUAAAUAGAUUUUAAGUGACAAUGCCAUACUUUGAGGGUUGAUUUCACGUUAAUUUAUUGAGUUGAUCAACAGGAAUUUAAUCUAUUAAGAAAUCAAACACAUAAUGAUCCGUAUCUUUCAAUUUUUAAGAAGAAACUAGUUAUAUUUUCGAAAAAAGAACACCAAACUGGUAAUCAAUUUUACAGUACAUAUGGUGCUACUUUUCCCCCAUAGUGCGUAAAUUAGCACAUUAUGUAACUAUGUCGAAAAUUUAAAGGGUCAUAUGUACUGUAAAACGUUGUAGGAUACAUGUGCGAAUAGGUAAUUCGUAACUCGUGUAAAAUUUCCUAUUUUUCGCACUUGUAUCGUAAAUAACUAUUGCGCCAUCAAAAAAUCAAAAAGAAGUAGCAAACAUAAAAUUUCUUCUAACAAGUACACUUGUCUGUAUAAUAAUAAUUAAAAAAAGUUUAAUUGUUUAUAAACAAACUUCCAAACAAUCAUAAUGAUUACUGUAAAUUGCUCUUAUUUAUCAUUACCACAUUUGGAGACUCAAGUAACAAGCUAACUAUAAUCUCAAAAGUUUUAACAGUCUAGAAAUGCCUAAUUUGCGAAAUUAAACAUCUAAGUAAUAAUCAACAACAAUAGCUAAUACUUAGCUAUAUUAUAUUAAUCAGUCUUCAUCAAAAAUAAGUUACUAUUUGGCCUUAAACACUUCAAUGGUAAUACCAGCUAAUACUUCUGAUACAGCAUUUUUUAAUCUUUCCUUAUCUAUCAGUAUUCUUUGUUUUUAACCUUCUCUGGUCGUGUAUUUUCGACGCAUGAAUCGAAGCAUCCUAAAACAAUAAAAAAUUACAGCAUUAUGAAACGUUUUGUUCAUUACUAAGUAGACUUGAGCCCUUUAGGGGUGACAUGAUCCCGGGAUCAUGUCUCCCCCAAAGAAAAAGUCGAAGUCUCCCCAUACAUACUCAGAUUAUAAAACAUGGCGUGAUCGAAACUUACGUUCGCGUAUUUCAAUGAAAUCAAAGUUAAUUAACACUUCAAUAAACAACAAAUAGAAUUAUCAUACUCACUAACAGCAUUUCUAUCACAUUUUACUUAAUAAAUCCAGUUAAAACUUACCGAAAAUUAAAUACAGCACGCAGCAAAUUUUUCAUAAUCCGCCACUUGCAAACCACUGACUUGUUCCAAACGGCGCCAUGACAGAACGUGAAGUUAGGAACGAAUUAAUGAGUGUUGCUAGCGUAAAAAACUGUAUGACGUCUGGUUAAACUUGAAAUGAAGAUUACCAAGUGUCCCCUAGGGAUCGACCCUCCCCACCUUCCCCUAUAUUUACGGUGGGGAAUAAAAAAAUGUGAGGUUGUGACAAGGACAAACAAUAAUAGCGGUUUCUCGGCUACUCCUACUGGAAGUUCCAUAAGUGCAUUUCAUCGUUCGGUCAUCUGGGCUAUAACCGCGAAAAUUGAAGUUCGUCAAUUGUGGGUAUUUUUCUCUGGCACUCUAAUUACGUCUUAGUGAGUGUAAAAGAGAAAGAUCCCCGCAAUUUGCGAAUUUCCGUUUUCGCGGUAGGCCCCCUGGCCCAUUUCAUCUUUACAUUAUUGUAUCUCUUUGGCAUAAUCCAUGGAGCCAUACAGCGACAAAUAUAAUUAUAGCUGUCAAAUUUGAAGAACGAAAUUGUUGUAGACAUUCCACAACUUAAUAGGGACCGUGCGCGUUGGAGGGUCUGCCAUCUUGUGGUCUGAAUCCGAACCAUAAACAGGCACAUUUACACGUCAAGUGUUUUCUUGUGCAUAGUAGGUUGUGCCAUCUUGUGGGCUACAUCGGAACAAUAAACAUCACAUUUACGCCUCGCGCCAAAAAUCUGACGGCUCCUGUGCUGCCUCCUAUAGUUCUAGCACGCUCCCUAUAGCAUUUUGAAUCUGACGAAAUAACGGUAAUGUUUCUAUGAAAUUCCAUUUCGGGAGGAAAUGGUUUCCACUAACUAAAUCUUAACAUAUCACUUUGAUUUUGAUGUCGAUCGCUUCAGCAUAAUAUGUUUUAGGUUUAUAGGUUUCGCUUUUUGGGAUUUAUUUGUUUUGCAAAUUGUGAUAAAAAGGAAAACCUAUAAACCUAGUUUUUCAUUGUGUCAAUAACAUUCUAAAAAAUCAUGGAGAAUGUAAAAUAUUUAGAAGUGGAAAACAGUUUUCUCUUUUUGUAUGGACGGUCACUGGGUAUAUGGACCGUGCGCGUUGGAGGGUCUGCCAUCUUGUGCCCUGAAUCGGAACCAUAAACAUGUACAUGUACACGUCACGUGUUUUGUUGUGCAUAGUAAGUGCUGCCAUCUUGUGGGCUACAUCGGAACAAUAAACAUCACAUUUAUGCCUCGCACCAAAAUUCUGACGGCUUCUGUGCUGCCUCCUACAGUUCAUGCACGCUCCCUAUACUUCUCUCUUAAGGGGUCCACUGAUUACCAGUUCGUCCGGCGCUUCUUUAUACAGUUAAUCAAUCUUGGAUACCUACAAGCAGGCAACCGAUCCGACACAACAAUUAAAAGGGUUCGAUCUCCCCCCCCGCCAACUUUGGUGUCGCCUGGCGCAGUACAGCGCUAUCCGUUUCGAAUAUGAAACAAGGGAAGCACGUUUUUUUCUUCGACUUUACCUUCUUUAUAAUAAUCAAUUAA
This is a messenger RNA of Cydia pomonella (codling moth), 5138 nucleotides long. Its product is annotated as malate dehydrogenase, mitochondrial-like. The record is from RefSeq and is a predicted model, not a curated record. Bases 274 to 1674 code for a protein of 466 amino acids. Gene Ontology annotation, molecular function: L-malate dehydrogenase (NAD+) activity. Lineage: Eukaryota; Metazoa; Arthropoda; Insecta; Lepidoptera; Tortricidae. Gene Ontology annotation, biological process: tricarboxylic acid cycle. The transcript is spliced from 9 exons. Gene Ontology annotation, cellular component: mitochondrion; cytoplasm.